Messenger RNA from Lolium rigidum, 1619 nucleotides. RefSeq lists its product as uncharacterized. The record is from RefSeq and is a predicted model, not a curated record. The coding region runs from base 34 to 1488 and encodes 484 amino acids. NCBI's taxonomy places the organism in Eukaryota, Viridiplantae, Streptophyta, Magnoliopsida, Poales, Poaceae. The transcript has 4 exons. Gene Ontology annotation, molecular function: protein binding.
CUCCUCCACGCCGCGCUCACGCCUACGCGCUCGAUGACGGCAGCAACAAUGUCGUCGCACCCGCAGCAGCUGGAGGAUGAAGAUAGGCUCAGUACGCUGACUGAUGAUAUUUUAUUGUCUAUCUUGGGGAGAGUCGGUUUACGUAUCGCUGCAAGGACAUGCGUGCUCUCUACGCGGUGGAGGCAUCUUCCUUGGUUGCUGCCUGAAGUCAACAUCGAUGUCAAGGAUUUCCUAUGUGUUCCACACACUGAACCUAUUGAGGCAAAGGAAAUGGAAGAGUUAGCUAUGGUGUCUUUGACCAAAGCAACCAGGAGUUUCUUGGCUGAUCAGCAAAGAGAAUGCACCAUCUCAAGUCUGCACCUGAAGCUCUACUUGACCAACACUGUCUUGUGCGAAAUUGGUCCACUGGUAGGUGAUGCGAUCGACAGCGGUUUGUUGAAAGAUCUGGAUCUCACCAUUCUUGAUGAGACAGAUCCUUUGGACCGCAGUGAUGAGGAUAUGCUGCAGCGAGCUCAAGAAAUCGAUAAUUUCUUCCGUGCCAGCCCUAGUGUGCUCCACUGCCUCACAAAGCUCUCCCUGCAAAAUGCAGGCUUUAACAAUUUGGACAUGCACCAUGUCCUGUUUGACUGCUGCAAGCAACUGAAGCAUCUGAGUCUUUGUUAUUGUGAUACUGGCACCUACUCUGUCUUUAAGAUUGAUGCAGCAGACUCAAAACUUUGUGUUCUAGACAUUGACAUGUGCCGCUUUGAGAGAAUCGAAUUGGUCUGCCUCCCGAAAUUGGAGAAGUUCAUAUGCAUUACUUGGAUGGCAUCUCAGCAUGUCCCAGUAACCUUUGGGUUUGUCCCAUCUCUCGGAGAAUUAGAACUAUCAUGUGGUGCAUCAUAUUAUCGACGCCCAUUUAAAUUAAGUGAGCUUCUACACGGAACAACAAGCAUACACACUCUCACAUUGCACUUCCAAGGAGAAAAUCUUUGGUUGCAACCUGAAAUGGAGGAACUCCGCACCGCAUUCAACAAGCUAAAGAAGCUCUCCGUGUGUGGCAUCUUUGUUGAAUUUGACAUUUUAUGGAUGACGGCCUUUCUCGUAGCAGCACCAUCUAUCGAAAAACUACAUAUUCGGGUAUGGAACCAUGCAUGCGAUGUGGGUGAGUUCAGAGGUGAUUUCUUCCGUGACAGAAGGACUCCUCAGUGGGAAAUGCGCUUCGAUGGCUCCGAGAACAGGCUGCUGAAGGAGCUAGAAAUCGGUGGCUUUAGAGCACUAGAGCAACAGUUUACUUUUAUAAGAUCCAUAUUGGAGCGAUCUCCCAACUUGCAGAAGAUAAUUCUCUUAGGAGACGACCAAUGCGAUGAGUGCGAUGCUCUUGAUGCAUCACUUCAUCCUUCGAAAUUUCCGGAGAAGGAUGAGGAAGAAAUGGUGGCUGAGAGGAUUAGAGACGGCAUAUUCUCACCAGAAAUAAUUUUCGAUGAAGACUGGUCGCUGAGCAUCUGAGAUUUCUUGUUAGUACGACUGCACAUUUGCACUUUUGUUGACCAUGUGCUAAAAUGUAAUCUUCAGAGUUUAUUUUCAUACCUCACAAAGAUCUUCUUGUGGAUUGUUUCAUUUUGUGAAUUAUGCCUUUC